AUUAGGACCUGGCGGAACGCAGGCACCCUAGUCCUAGAUUGCAAGCUGGCUUGCUUUGGUGACGUAAGCCAGAAGCCCUGUCUCUCUCUCCCUCUCUCUCUCUCUUUUCUCUCUCUCUCUCUCUCUCUCUUUCUGUGAGUGUGUGUGUGUCUCUCUCUUUCUCUUCCCCCCUCCCCUCCCUUUCCAAGCUCUCUAACAUUUAAGCGAAAAUGCUUCUUUCUGUGCCUCCUCGUGCAGGAAUUGCCACUUUUGGCUACAACAAGAGCAACAAGAAGCCUUAUGUCUCAGUGGCCCAGCAGAUGGCACCCCCAAGCCCCAGUGGCAGCUGCAACAACAAUAGCAGCAGCAGCAGCAGCAGUGGGCCAGGCGGUGGCGGAGGUGGCGGGGACCAGCUGAGCAAAACAAACUUGUAUAUCCGGGGCCUGCAUCCUGGUACCACCGAUCAGGAUCUUGUCAAGCUCUGCCAACCAUACGGCAAAAUUGUCUCCACCAAGGCCAUCCUGGAUAAAACAACCAAUAAAUGCAAAGGUUAUGGCUUUGUGGAUUUUGACAGCCCCACAGCAGCUCAGAAAGCUGUGACUGCACUCAAGGCCAGUGGAGUCCAAGCCCAGAUGGCCAAGCAACAGGAGCAGGACCCUACCAACCUCUACCUGUCAAACUUGCCUUUGGGCAUGGAUGAGGCUGAAUUGGAGUCGAUGCUGAAACCAUUCGGACAAGUCAUCUCUACACGUAUCCUACGUGAUGCCAGCGGCACCAGCCGAGGAGUUGGCUUUGCCAGGAUGGAGUCUACAGAAAAGUGUGAAGCCAUCAUCACCCACUUCAAUGGCAAAUAUAUCAAGACACCUCCUGGGGUCCCAGCUCCUCCAGAUCCACUGCUUUGCAAGUUUGCUGAUGGUGGCCAGAAGAAGCGCCAGAAUCAGGGCAAAUAUGUGCAAAAUGGACGAGCCUGGCCAAGGGAAAGUGAUGCGGGUGGGAUGACAUUGACUUAUGACCCUACAACAGCGUUACAAAACGGGUUCUAUACAACGCCCUACAGCCUGGCCCCGAACAGGAUGAUUGCCCAGACUGCGCUCUCCCCUUAUCUCCCAUCACCUGUUUCCUCUUACCAGGUCCACAGUCCAUCUUGGAUGCACCAUCAGUCAUACCUCAUGCAGCCCACGCAGGGGACGGUGCUCACACCUGCCAUGGACCACGCCAUUUCCAUCCAGCCCACUUCCAUGAUGGGGCCUCUCACCCAACAGCUGGGCCAUCUGUCCCUCAGCAGUGCUGGCACAUAUAUGCCAGCGGCAGCAGCUAUGCAAGGAGCCUAUAUUCCCCAGUAUACACCGGUGCCUUCCUCUAGUGUCGCAGUUGAGGAGAACAGUGGCCAGCAGAGCCACGUGACAGUGGAGUCUCCAUCGGAUCAUGCUGCCUACUCGUAUCAGUACAACAAGUAACAACAGUGCCACCGAGCAGCUCAACUCUGAGCAAUCACUUCGAGGGAGACAACGUGGUUUGUUUUUUGUUUUGUUUUUUGGUUAAAAUUUUGUGCUGCGUUUAGAAGAUGUUGGAACCAUUUUUGUUUUUGUUUCUUUUUUUCUUCUUUUUUCUUUUUGGCAAAGAAAAAGGUUGUUUUGUUUUCUAAAAAAAGGAAAUAACCGCAAUAGACUUUUGUCACCGAGGAACCAAAGGAGGUUAGAAUGGGGGUACAAAAAAAAAAAAAUACCCCCAACCCUUAGAUGUACAGAUGGACUAAGGACUAUUUUAAUACGAGAACAUUUGUGUGUGUGUAUGUUUGCGUGUGUGUGUGUGCGUGCGUGCGUGUUUAUUUUCUUGAUAACAGCAAAGUCAAACGCUUUGGAUGCCCCAGAAUUCCCCAGAGAAGAAAAUGAAUUUUUUCCCCCGCUUCUUUUGGAAAGCUGGUUCGGUCCCUCUGUGGAAGGAAGGUUUUUUUUUUUUUGCUCCUUUGAAUUCAUUUUGUUUUCUUUGGUCAUGUAAAAGAUUUUUUAAAGGACAAAUAUGCAAAAGUGUUUGAAUAUUUUUUCUGUUGUUGUUUUAUAAGGAAAACAAAAAUGCUCUGAAAAGCCCCACCUCGCAGCUGUAGGAUAAAAAUCAGUGCGGAAUUCUUUUUUUUUCUUCUUCUUCUUCUUCUUCUUCCUUGGGGUGGGAGCGGGGAGGGAAUUUUGCUUUGAAAGGAUUAUUUUAUUAUUUCAAGAGGGUAUUUUUUUUCUAAAAAAGACAAAUUUACAAAAAAAUAAAAAAGAGGAAAUUUACAAAAAAAAAAUUCAGAAAAAAAAGGAAAUCUUAAAAAAAAAAGUUGAACUUUGGCGGCAGCAAGAGGGGUUUGCUUAAUGCUUGUCAAGUUGGAAUGAAAUGAUGCGGCUGGAGGCAUCGGAUGAACUUUAUCCCGGUUUUUUGUUUUGUUUUUUGGCAUAAAUUUUGCCUCAGCUGAGAGAGAGAGAAAAAAAAACAGAGUUUGCGCCAGACCUCAAUUUCUGCCCUCUGUCCAAUUGGACUAUUUUUUGCUGGAUGUUUUGGACUGAUUUGAGCUUCUGUGCAGACCUGUCUUUGCUUCCAUGGGGAGGCUUCCCCCCACACCCUCGCCUGCCCCGUCCUGCCCUGGACCAGGGGAACAAUAAACGGACUAAGGAAUCUGCCGCCAGUGAUGCGUCGUCACCUCUGGACUCUUGGACGUUGAAUGGACAUGUUGCCAGCAGCAGUGCUUCGCCCCGUCCCCCAUCCCCGGGAUACACAAACACACACACACACACUCUUACACGCAUACACACAGACACAGACACAGACACACACACACACACACACACACACACACAGUGCCUUCUGCUGCCUGCGGUCCGGACUGUGCUGCCGUAAGCCCCCUCCACUUUCCGCCCCCCAGUUCCUGCAUGCCUGCCAAGCCCAGGUCCACACUGCAUCCGUUUUUUCUCUCGACCAACUCAGCUGGGAACAGGUGCUUCUCCUUCCGACUGGUGGGGACUGCAGGAAGCCCGUCCCGAUUGCCGUGAACCAAGCAACCAAGGAGCAUCAAGCACCUUGCAGGGGAUGUCCCAGCUCUCCCCCCCCCCCCCCCCCCGCUCCCGGAGACCCUAGUUACUAUGCACGUUAUCCCUCCCUCCCCCAGCCCUUGAUUGCUGGCUGCGCCCUGAGAUUUGCAAUAGGAGGAGACUAUGUGCAAUAAUUCAGCCUUUCCUACCUUGUGUUUCCCUGCAGAGCCUCCUGAAGUGCUUUAGACACCUCUGCAUGUUCCCUUCCCCUCUCCGCCCCAACCAGAUGGUGCUAAAAGUCAUCCUCUCUUCCACCAUAAAGUCACCCCCAGCCCAGCCCAGCCCAGCUGGCAUGUAGCUGACCCUUCCAUCCCGUUGUCCCACCAACCGACGUUUGCUUUUCCCACCAUGGGCUGUGAUCACCUUGUUCCCCUUUCCUCUCCCCCCCCCCCCACUCCCUGCUGGCCCCUUCCUUUGAAGAAAUGGCUCUUAUGCAGCUGACAAUCAGGAAGGAGCAAUGGCGGAGGCCAUACGGGUGUCACGUGAGUCUAGGAAAGCAAGAGUACUGUGUGUGCAUGUGUCCCUAUCUAUCUUGGUUUGCGUGUGGGCCAUCCAUGCCUUUGAGGGAGUGGAGGCAGAUCUAUGGGUAGGGUGACAUAUCGGAGGAGGUGGCAUAAAUAUAUCGAGUGUAAUUGGAUUUGUGCGUUGCUCAGGAUCCUUUUGUCAUCUUAACCAUUUUGAAAGCAUGGUCCUGACCCCAGCAAGAGCAGGUUGGCUUCCUGUUGGGAGGUUUGGGGAAGGUUCAGUUCGCCCCAUCCUCACAGUCCUUCAGCCAGGCUGCUUAAGAUACCUUCCCGCAUUGCUCGUGACAAGGGACGACCCAGAGACACGACCGUAAUGCCACCCAGACAAGAGAGGCGAGACUGACAGUGCAGGAGCCCAGAGUGGAUCCAAAGGCUGGCUACCUUUGGUGCCCCUUUCUCUAGCCUGGCCAGACCUUCCUGGUUGGCCUAACCACACACCCCUCCCCUCCUAAUGCUGAGAGAAACUGAAGUGCCUUUUUUGGGGCAUGCAAGCUUGCCUUCAUCUUUAUGUUACGUGAUCUUCGAUGGGCUUCAUCUGUGGCCAAACGGAGUUUUGCAGGGUCCCAAAAUGGAUUGGGCUGGCUAGUUAAAUAAUAAUAAUACUAACAGUAGUAAUAAUAAAGAAUACCGUAACUGAGAUUCUGGUUUCCAACUGACCCCGACUAUUUGGGGGGGGGUGUGUGAAGGCAGAGGAGCACACAGUUUCUGCAGGACGAGUAAAGGAACUUCCCAGCUAGAUCGGGGUUUAUACCUGCCCUUCCUUCCCUCUCGUUAUUUGCCUGCAGAGAUCACAUGCCAAACCACAGGGAAACUUUGAAAACACCUCGCAUCUGCACUCAAAGUAAUUACAAGCUGCAAAAGGACUCUACUUGAGAAAUCUGUUCCAAGUUUGCUCCAGAUAUGGCCUGCAACCUCAAGACUACAUUGGGGUACACCGGGUCCUUAACAGGCCACUUUCCUGCCUCCACCCCCACCCCAGUUUUUUCCAGCAGCUUC
Messenger RNA from Notechis scutatus (mainland tiger snake), 4564 nucleotides. RefSeq names its product RNA binding motif single stranded interacting protein 2 (gene RBMS2). Lineage: Eukaryota; Metazoa; Chordata; Lepidosauria; Squamata; Elapidae. The record is from RefSeq and is a predicted model, not a curated record. Gene Ontology annotation, molecular function: RNA binding.